This is a messenger RNA of Schizophyllum commune H4-8, 1964 nucleotides long. RefSeq names its product aromatic prenyltransferase. The transcript has 8 exons. Gene Ontology annotation, biological process: alkaloid metabolic process. The coding region runs from base 332 to 1879 and encodes 515 amino acids. Gene Ontology annotation, molecular function: transferase activity, transferring alkyl or aryl (other than methyl) groups. The record is from RefSeq and is a predicted model, not a curated record. NCBI's taxonomy places the organism in Eukaryota, Fungi, Basidiomycota, Agaricomycetes, Agaricales, Schizophyllaceae.
CGACCACCGCGUCGCAGUAUCGUAACAGAGUGGGUCUCAGCUACCGCAGUCUCUCUGAUUACCGCCUAGUGAAUAUCCUCACCCCUCGCAUCAGCGCCCUCGCGCCGCCAAUCGCGGAAGAUGGUCCUCGGAACGACCUCCAGCUCCGUCUUCAUGAUUUGCGUUAGGCACGAUGUUGAAAUCUCUGCACCCUCUCCACAUGGUCGACGGCCCACCUACCCUGUAACGCUGAUCUCGCUCAGAUACCAGCGGGGUAAACCCGACAGCGGUGCACUCAAUAGCAGCCCAGACGCGUACAGCUUGCCCUCUACUCCCAUACUCGCCCUUCACGAUGAGUACUGCUACGAUAGACGCGCUGGCGCCGUGGAACGAUGGGCGUUACUUUGCUCAGAUCCAGAAAGCGAAGCCUCUGCCCUCGCCUGAAGAGUGUGCGGGUAAGCCAUUGCAGGAGGUCGUGAAGCUCGUUGCGUCGCGCCUACUUGGUGAUUCGUACGAGCUGAAGGAGGUCCCGGCCGAUCUCAAGAGCGAGCCCGGCUUUGAAGUGUACGAUACCCUGACUGCAAUCCUCCCUGUACUUUCUGAACAGUCGGCCUGGCAAUGGAAGAGGCCAGCACGCUCACUCGCGUCGAUGCUGGAGAGCGCAAAGUACCCCGUCAGAGUGCAAACCAGCCACUUAAUCUUCUGGUGGGCGCGUCUCGGCGGCCUCAACGGCGUGCCUAAACUCGGGCACGCAAAGGAGACCCGCACGAUGUGGGUCCGUGACGGAUCCAACACCGAGCUAUCCUGGCAAAUCCCAGCGAACACCGACCCAAAUGAGGCUGAAAAUCGGCGUGUACGCUUCGCGAUCGAUCCCUUUCACCCUGAGACCGGCCUGCGUCUUGCUGGCGGGGGUAUUAUCGACUGGCUCUGGGGCGAAGGCGGGAUGGGGCUGAUCGAUCACGAGGGUACGAAGGAGUGGAAGGAUAAGAUGGAGAAGUGGCUUUUCCCUAACCUGCCGAGUUCGACGACGCCCGUACCUGGGUGCCAUUACGCGGUUGCCCUUGAUCUGGAGCCGGAUGGCCUGAUUGGCUUGAAGCAGUACUACCUCCCGCCUCGUCCACGGGGCGCGCAUGCAAGCUACGAAGACGCCAAUGGCAUCCAGGUCACCAUGACCAACCACCAGGGUGACCUCGAGCCCCUGCGGCCACUGCUCAAGGAACUCAACCCCGCCCUGGAGGCGCCCUUCGACGUGAUGCGCGACUAUGUCAAUGGCCCCGGCGAGCCGUCCAAGCUCAAGUUCCUCGUCGUUGCGUGCGAUCUCGUUCCCGAUAACAAGAACAGGCUAAAGAUCUACUACUUCCCACUUGCUCAACACACCUUCAAGGACGUCUUGCGGGAUAUGACGCUCGAUGGCAAGCUCAACGGGCCCGUCAUUGAUGAGGCCAUGGACAAGCUCCGGCUCUUCUACAAGUGCCUCUUUCCCAACAACUCCGACGACGACCUCCUCCAGCCGCUCGACGGCGGCGUCGGCGGCCUCUCCUACUACUACGAGCUCAUCCCUGGGCACCCGCUCCCCUGUCCCAAGGUCUACUUCGACAUGUCGAACUACGGCGAGAAUGACCUGCAGACGACGCAGGCCGUUGAGGCGUUCUUUGCCGCCGUAGGGAAGCCGAACGCACAGCCUGGGUGGUACUCGGAGAGUAUGCAGCGUGCCUUCUCUCAUCGCCCGCUCGGCAAGCGUGCGGGUAUCCAGACGGGUGUUACCUUCGGGUUGAAGCCAUCCGGGAAGUGGCAGAUCACUGGCUAUAUGUCGACCGAGGUCUUCGCUGAAGAGCGAGGGGAGGGUGGUCCGCCGCAGGACGAGCUCAUCAAGGAGUUCUACGACAUCUACGUCGGUUGAACGUCGUUGUACAUCGGUAGGUAAGAUAGAGAAGGAUAUCCGUAUCAUUAUAGGGUGUGUGAAUAUCAAGAUGGAUGGACAGAUC